Molecule: messenger RNA, 534 nt
Organism: Malassezia pachydermatis
Lineage: Eukaryota; Fungi; Basidiomycota; Malasseziomycetes; Malasseziales; Malasseziaceae
Exons: 2
Coding region: 1-534 (177 amino acids)
Source: RefSeq, a predicted model, not a curated record
AUGACGUUUUUAGGACACUUUCACCUGGGUCCCAAGAAACCUGAGUCGAGUACCGAGGCAAGUGGCACGCCGCCGCCUGAGCGUGGUCGUCCUCUGCGUGCGUCUGGCCGCGGCGGCGCUGGCAAUAUGCACCAUCAGCUUGCAGAGCGCGAUGUGACCGAUGAAAAUGCUAUACGGGAGCAGCUGUAUACCGUCCAUGUAGGCCGCGGUGGGGCCGGCAACGUGCGAUCUCCCUCGCGUGAUCCUUUGGAUCGGCAGCGCCACGAAGACGAGAAAAUUCGGGCGCUGGAACAGCAAGGCAAAUUGCAAAGCGAAGAGCUUUCGCACGUGCAAGUCACAGGCCGCGGUGGCCGUGGCAACAUUCCGCAUCCCAACACCGAUAUCGAGCAUAGUCGAGGGCGCAGUAUGUCACCUUCGUCGGUCCUUCGUUCCUUAUCGCGUUCUCGCUCGGCCUCGCGUGAACCUGGCCCGUCACGCCGCGAGAAAUCUGUGCCGCGUGUGCCUGUGCUGGAUCGCGUACGAGAGGCAGUGUAA